Paracoccidioides brasiliensis Pb18 is the source of this 255-nucleotide messenger RNA. RefSeq lists its product as uncharacterized. Bases 1 to 255 code for a protein of 84 amino acids. The record is from RefSeq and is a predicted model, not a curated record. The transcript is spliced from 2 exons.
AUGACCACAGUUGAAAGAGUUCGCAGAAGGCCUACAAAUUCAGCAGACUCAUCCAGCAAUGUAGGCCCGGGAACUUGCCUUCAAGAAGCGGAUAUGGCCCACAGCAUGCUUGUAAGCAGUAUGAAGAGCAACAACAUGGGUAAAUGCGUCACGGAGAAGAUGUUGGCUAGAGCCAAUGAUGCUGAAAAGACGGCCUGCGAGGUGUCUCGUGGGAUUGAGGUCAUGUUGGUAUGGCAAAAGGGCGAUCGGAAAUAG